AUGGGGAUCCAUCUCAUUUUCAUAUGUGUGUUUUUGUUUGCAGCCACAUAUACUUGUUUGGGGGUUGGAAUCCUUUGCUCUGAGAAAGAGAGAGUUGCUCUUCUCAACUUCAAACACAGUAUCCAAGAUCCUUUUGAAAUGUUGUCAUCAUGGGUUGGAAAUGAGUGUUGCCUGUGGGAAGGAAUCCAGUGUGACGGUGUCACUGGAAAUGUUCAACGCCUUCAUCUCAAAGGAGAUUGGCCCUACCCCUACAAUCACUUAGCUGCUAAUAAGGUGAGUUCUUCUUUGGCAGAGUUGAGGCAUCUCAAAUACCUCGACUUGAGUGGGAAUGAUUUCCUAGGAAGUCGGAUCCCUGAGUUUAUUGGAUCCUUGAAACACCUGAGUUACCUGAAUCUCUCUGAUGCUAAUUUUGAUGGUAUUAUUCCUCCUAACAUUGGAAAUCUUUCUAAUUUAAAGGUUCUUGAUCUCAGUUCAUACGAUUCUGAAAACUUUCUGAAGGCAGAUGAUAUGGCAUGGGCUUUUGGCCUUUCGUCACUCGAGCUUCUCAACUUGAGUUAUGUGGAUCUUAGUGGAGCACAAAACUGGGACAUGAUGCUUCACAUGAUUCCCUCCUUAAAAGAGUUAAGUUUGUCACAUUGUAGACUUUCCAAUGUUAAUCUUGGUCCUUUUCUUAAUUCCAGUAGAAUACUUCCUAAUAUAAAACACCUCGAUCUUGGCUACAAUUCUUUCAAAGGUCCACUCCCUGGCCUUCUUCAAAACAUGACAUCCCUAACAUUCCUCAGUCUUUCUGGAUUUAAUCAUAGUUUAUUGGCAUGGAACUUUCCAAACCUACUAAGAAUGAUCCCUUCUUUGUCAGAGCUUCAUUUGUCAGGUUGUGGGCUGGAUAAGACGCAUCUAUCUUCUCCACAUCUUAAUUACAGUACACUUUCUAACAUCCAGCACCUCGAUCUUAGCAAUAAUCCACUUGGAGGCAUAUUUCCAUGUUUUUUGACAAACAUGAGCUCCCUAAGAGUCCUUGACCUUUCGGAUACCAUGUUGAAUUCAUCGGUUCCUAUUAUGCCUAAACUUCUAGAGCUUCAUCUUUCUGGUAACGAGUUUAAGCAGAUUGAGGAUGUUGGAAUCUGGAGACAGUGCCACUUGAAACAAUUGCGUGUGACAAAUAAUGUGUUCCGUAUGGAAAUGACUGACCCACCAACAAACGCAUCAGAAUGCUCCCAAUAUUCUUUGGAGUUGCUGGAAUUAAGUCGGAGUUUAAAUGGUAGAAUUCCAGAAACACUUGGAGGACUGGCAAACUUAAGAGACCUUGAUCUAUCGCAGAAUGGACUGACUGGUUCAAUUCCAGUUUCAAUUGGGCAAGUUGCCAAACUCCGUCAUCUCUUUAUCUCUGACAAUUCAUUGGAAGGAGCGGUUACCGAAGCCCAUUUUGCUAAUCUUUCAGUGUUGAAGGACUUGGAUGCUUCUUCUAACACUAAGCUGACAUUCAAUGUUUCACGUGGGUGGAUACCUCCAUUCCAGUUGAUAUCUCUUAGUCUCAGCUCUAGCAAUAUCGGGAAUGGAUUUCCGCAGUGGCUUCGACAUCAGAGGAAACUUCAAUGGUUAGAGUUGUCCAAUGCUACACUUUCGGGGCCGCUGCCCACAUGGCUGCGGAAGAUGCCCAUCAUUCCUUAUUUAGAUCUCUCUCACAACAAACUCAGCGGAUCUUUGAAAAACCUUCCUAAUGCGGGAAAUGGUGAUGUAUAUGGGCUUUUACAUGUAUUACUUCUGGAAUAUAACCUUUUCAAUGGUUCAAUUCCAAGGUCAUUAUGCAGAAGAACAUAUUUGGAAGGGCUUGAUCUUUCAAGAAACAUGUUAAGUGGGAAAAUUCCCAACUGUGUGGGGAAUCUGCAGGGUUUGACUGCCAUGAGAUUAAGCUCAAAUCAGCUCUCUGGUGCCAUUCCUAGCUCAAUUGCUCUUAUUUCAUCAUUAUUUUGGUUAAAUUUGAACAAAAAUAACUUUACUGGUGAAGUUCCUCCAGAAUUAGGGAAUCUACAAAGUUUGGGAGUCUUAGAUUUGGGUGACAAUAAAUUAUAUGGAAAUAUACCCAAUUGGAUAGGGAAAAAACUUACAUCUUUGGUGGUUUUGAGGUUACACAAAAACAACUUCACUGGUAGAAUUCCUCCAUCUCUUUGCAAAAAUUCAAAUCUUCAAAUUUUGGAUCUUGCAUACAACAACUUAACCGGAACCAUCCCUCCGUGUGUAGGAAACUUAAAUGGCAUGGUUGUGAGUCACUCGAUAUCUGAGCAUUUUUUAGAUAUCGAUGAUGAUAAGAAUGUGAUUCAGGUCAUGAAAGGUGUUGAUCUUGAAUAUACAACAACUUGGAGAAUGGUUUAUAACAUGGACCUUUCAAGCAAUAAACUUGAGGGAGAAAUACCGGUCGAGCUAACUACACUUUCUAUGUUGGUGGGUCUGAAUCUGUCUAAUAAUCAUCUGAGAGGGGGUAUUCCAGAGAGCAUUGGAAAGAUGAUGAAGUUGGAAACUCUUGAUUUCUCAAAAAACAAGUUGAGCGGGAGCAUCCCUCCAAGCAUGGCAGCUUUGACUUUUUUGAGCCAUUUGAAUUUGUCACACAACAACUUGUCGGGUCAAAUUCCAACAGGAAAUCAACUGCAGACGCUUACUGAUGAUCCAUCAAUAUAUGCUGGGAACAAACAUCUAUGUGGACCUCCAUUGCAAAACACUUGCUCAAAUCAUCAAGAUUCAACAACAACAACAACAAGCAAGAAGAAACACAAAGCAGCUGAUGAGAAGAUGGAGGUAUGGUUGUUUUAUGUGGAUAUAAUGAGUGGUUUUGGAACAGGGUUUUGGGGUGUUAUUGGAGUUCUGAUGUUCAAGAAGCAGUGGAGACACAAACUUUUCAUGUUUGCUGAGGAAACCAUGGAUAAGAUAUACGUUGCAGUUGUGGUAAGAGUUGCCAAGUUCAAGAGAGGAAGAGAAUAG
Molecule: messenger RNA, 2973 nt
Organism: Lactuca sativa (garden lettuce)
Lineage: Eukaryota; Viridiplantae; Streptophyta; Magnoliopsida; Asterales; Asteraceae
Product: receptor-like protein 13
Molecular function (GO): protein binding
Source: RefSeq, a predicted model, not a curated record